GAUAUGUCGAAGGUAUGAGGUACAUAACCUCACAAUCAUAAUAAUAACAAAAGAGACGCGACGUAUUUUUGUAAUGAAAACCCGCGUUUUCACGAUUUGUUAUGGUCAGGGAUGUCAGUGCAAUAUGUGAUAUGUAAACUCUAACUAAACGAUCAAGUUUAUUUAAAAGAUGGGUGACAUUAGGGCUGGUCUCGAUGAGUUAAAACUUGAUCCACUCCUAUUUGCCAACGUCAGAUACUACGUUAGCGGUGAACCAGAUCCCAAGAUAUUGGGUCUAUUACAAGAAGGUGGAGCAGAGAGAUCGAACUACUUUAGCGAUUUUGUAACACAUUUAAUAGCAGGCCAUGAGGCACUUGAAAGUGAUAUAUCCGAAGCUAAGGAUCUCUACGAGAUUCCAGCUGUCACGCAAGACUGGAUUUUGUACUCUGUUAAGUGCAGGAAGCUUCUUCCUCCACAAUACUUCUCUCCGGAAGAUAAUCAACUAUUUUCCAAUGUUCGAGCCUGCAUAUCCCAAGUAAGUCGUUUGGAUAGUAAGUCUCUUUGGGCAAUGAUAACUCUGCAAGGUGGUAAAUGCCAACUGCGACUAGACCGCCAUUGUACACAUCUGAUAAUCGGUAAAGCCGAAGGUGCUAAAUACGAAGCAGCAACGAGACAUCGUAUUAAAAUUGUUACGCCAGAUUGGGUGACAGAUUGUUGCCGGAAAGGCAGUCGUGUAAGCGAGAUCGAAUAUCAUCCAAGAUUGCUGGUAUAUCCAUCACCAAAUAGUUCUACUGCUCUGAUCACUGGCUUCAUGGACGACGAUUGUGAGCCCAAUACAGCUCAACAGGAGCAGGAGAGAACGAAAGCUAUGCUGGAAAAAUUGAAGCAGCGCAUGCCUUGGAACCAACCCAAUGCAUCAGUGACGUCAACCUCAGUUCAAAAUCAUGGUACUAUACGCACAUCGGCACAACAACCAAUCGUACUUGGGCCCAGUACUCAUGCCACUUCUAAUAUGCCACAACAAUUUCCACGAACAUCAACACCAGUGAGUUUAGCUCACCCACCGAAUCCAUCAACUAGUAUUAGCUCAAACACUUCAAGUCCGAGUACCUGGCACCCACAAACAUCUCAAGUUAGUGCCGUCCAAAUGAAAACAGUCCUGCAACAACAACAACAACAACAACAACAACAACAACAACAACAACAACAACAACAACAACAACAACAGCAGCAGCAGCAGCAGCAGCAGCAACAACAGCAACAGCAGCAACAACAACAACAACAACAACAGCAGCAACAACAGCAGCAACAACAACAACAGCAGCAACAACAACAACAGCAACAACAACAACAACAACAACAACAACAGCAGCAACAACAACAACAGCAGCAGCAGCAGCAACAACAACAACAGCAGCAGCUUGGCUCACAACAACAUCAGCUGAAUCAACAACCACCAACAGCCUCACAGCAGCAAACUCUUACACUCGAGCAACGUCAACAGCUACUUAUACUACAGCAACAACAACAACAACAACAACAGAUAAAUCAACACCAAUUGCUAGCACAACAACAACAACAGCAACUUAACCAACAGAGACAAAUGCCUCCACAACACCAGUUAACUGUCCAGCAACAACAGCAACAACAUUUAGCUACCCAACAGCAACAAUUGAAUCCUCAAACACAAGUUGUCCAGCCCCAACAGUUGAUGCCGCAACAGCCACUGCAAUUGCCACCUCAGCAACAACAAAUAGCUAUUCAACAACAGCAGCUUGGCCCACAACAACAUCAGCUGAGUCAACAGCCACCUACAGCCUCACAGCAGCAAACUCUUACACUUGAGCAACGUCAACAGCUGCUCAUACUGCAGCAACAGCAACAACAACAACAAAAAAUUCAGCAGAUAUCCCAACAGCUCCAACAAUCGGCUCCACAAAGUACUCAGCAAUUUGUAAUUCGAGAUGGUCAACUUCAGCAACAGACUUCAACUCAACAACAGUUAAUAUCUCAAAAUCAACAAGGUCUCAUCGUCCAGAGAGACCCUCAGUGGCAACAGCAACAGUAUCAUUUACAAUUACAGAGGCAGCAACAACAAAUUGGCCAACAACAGAGGCCUGGCGGGCAGUGGACUCAGCAGCCGCAACAACCUCCUAGACAGUUGAUACAGCUUGACGCUCAAACUCAUCAGCAGUUACAACAAAUGGAUCCACAACAGAGAGCGCAAUUCAUUCAAAAAAUUCAAAAACAACGGAAUUUGAUAUUGCAGCGACAAAUGCAGGGUAGACAAGCCCAACAAGGACCUCAUAUAGCAGUUAUAAGGAGUCCUGGGAAACCAGGACAACCUGGAGGACUCCAAUGGGUUCAGCAACAACAUAGACCUCAGUUGAUGGGACCUCAGGUGGGACCAGCUCAAGGACAAAAACCUAUGAUACCAGGAGCCCAACCUCCUGCUCUUACUCCGAUAAACUCAUCGAAUCAGGUUAUCGUACAGACAGCUCAGCCCGUCCAAGGGGGUCAGACAACACAACCUGGUCAAGUAUUUCAACAAGGUCAACCUCUUACGCAGCAACAACUUACACAAUUGCAUAUACAAAAACAACAGCAAAUGGCAAGGUUACAACAGCUUCAACAUCUGCAACAACAACAGCAGCAACAACAGCAACAGCAGGGACCUCAGCAAGAGCCCCCAUUGACUCCUUUGUCAGCUAAUUCUCAAAUACCGCCUGAUCAACAAUUAGUUGUCAAUGCUAAAACAAAAACAGCACUAGCUAAUAUGCUCACAAGUAGGUUGCAAGGGGGUGCAACUGAAGGAAGUGCUGCUGGUCAAUUACGAUUGAUGACAGCUCAGCAUAGACCUCCUCCACCGCCUUCACAGGAUCCUCAACUCCUAGCUGCUUACCAGAGAAGGACCCUUGGUAAUAUUACCAAUGGUGCACCACCAGGGGCACCUCCCAAGAUGCCAUAUGCAGCUGCUAUUCCACAGCCAAGAGCACAGUUUUAUGGGCAUAAUCCAAAUUUAAAAUUGCCACCAGAUUUGUUUCUUCUCGGUUGCAUAUUUGUGAUUGUUGAAUAUGAUACUCAGCGUACGGAUGAUGUUUUGAUUUGGAAACAAGUAAUUGAACGGCAUGGAGGAGAGAUUGAACCUCAAUAUUGUGCUCGUGCCACCCAUAUACUGGCAAUGACACAAAAACAUCCAAUUGUAAAUCAAGCAUUGCGAGAGGGCAAGCGAUGCGUCAGUGCGCAUUGGCUGUCUGAUGUUAUUGGAAAACAACAAGUCUUACCUCCAUGGCAUGCUUUACAUUUUCCUACGCCAUUUGGCAUGCAAGAAUUGCCUUGUUCCAAGCAAAUCAUAUCUUUGUCUGGCUUUGAUGGAGAAGAAAGAGCUAAAGUCAAGUUUAUGCUAGAAGCAUUAGGAGCAAAAUAUACCAACUACUUUUCAAGACACAAUACACUACUCGUUUGUAGAAGACCUGAUGGACAAAAAUAUAAAAGGGCUAGAGAAUGGCAAAUAAGUGUGGUCAAUGCCCAGUGGAUGACUGAUUUAUUGUGUGGUCAAACCAGUGCACUUCAUCAACCUGAAGCUCCGAAAUAUCAACAGUUUAGCUUGGGAAAUCCAUUUCGAUUGGAUUAUUCUUUAGUUCCUCAUCUUAUGGGUGCUUGGAAAAUGCCAAUCAAUAUAACACAAGAAUCUUAUGACAAGGUGAAACAAGUUGGUCAAGGUCCUAACUCUAUGAGAAAGAAUAAAAAGCCUCGAUUAGAUGGACCCUUGUUGAACAAAGAUCCACAUCUCUUGGGACUCGACGAACCCAUAGUUAUCAGUAAUCCGGACCCACCGCCACCUGAUAAACAGCCCCGAAUACUCUUUUCUGGAAUAAAUCCCAGAAAACAUGCUAAGAGAAUUCGAGAACUUGGUGGAGCACUUGCUGUAAAUUGGCGUGACGCAACCCAUCUCGUCAUGUCCGCGCCUGUCCGAACAGUAAAAUUGUUAUGUUGCCUUUCACGGUGUCGACAUAUCGUCACACUACAAUGGCUCCUUGAAUGUUCAUCAAGGAACACAUUCCUAGAUGAAGGUCCUUACAUACUUGGCAGUCCUGAAUUUGAGAAAAAUUUUAGUUGCAACAUUGAAAAAGCUCUCGCGAGCCCCAACAGAGGAACUGUACUUAAGGGCAGAAUAUUUUACGUAACACCCAGUGUCAUUCCGGCACCAUCGGCAUUUGCAGAAAUAAUAGAAAGUGCAGGUGGCACGAUAGAAAAGACUAGACGAUCCCUUAGUCAAAUUCAAGAACUGAAUUCGACAAAGUUAACUUACGUUAUUGUGACUCAUGAAACCGACCUACAUCUUCUUAGUGAUGUCUUACGUGCUAAUAUAAGUGUGUUCAGUGCUGAAAUUGUGUUUGGAGCGGUGGCGCGACAAUGUUUUCAACCGGACAUAAGCCAAAUAUGAUGGGACCAGCCUAUUGUUAAAUCGUGAAACCACUGGUGAGUUUGCUUUUAUGCCGGAACAUAUCAACACUAUUUCUUAACAGGGCAUUAAAUAAAUGGAUUCAUAUCUAUUUUGUUGAUGUUGAAAGCGUUUUCAUGAAACAAUUUCAAUCUGCGUCUUGUUACACUCUGCGGUCGACUGUAAAUAAAACAAUAGGAUAUUGUAUCAAACACCAAACCAUUCUCUAAUAUCAGCUUGUUAGAACCGUGACGAAUAUUUUUAAUAUCGUAGGUUCAAAUUACCUUUGUACACAUUGCUAUUUACAAACACACAACUUAAAAUAAAGAUGUAUGUAGGUACACCA
Messenger RNA from Athalia rosae (coleseed sawfly), 4769 nucleotides. RefSeq names its product PAX-interacting protein 1 (gene Ptip). The transcript is spliced from 9 exons. The record is from RefSeq and is a predicted model, not a curated record. Bases 170 to 4426 code for a protein of 1418 amino acids. NCBI's taxonomy places the organism in Eukaryota, Metazoa, Arthropoda, Insecta, Hymenoptera, Athaliidae. Gene Ontology annotation, cellular component: MLL3/4 complex.